Amborella trichopoda is the source of this 594-nucleotide messenger RNA. NCBI's taxonomy places the organism in Eukaryota, Viridiplantae, Streptophyta, Magnoliopsida, Amborellales, Amborellaceae. The record is from RefSeq and is a predicted model, not a curated record.
AUGACAAUUAUUCGUACUUUUAUUGCACUAGCAUCUAUUCGUGAGUGGCCCAUAUGGCAGAUGGAUGUAAAAAAUGCAUUCCUUAAUUGUGAACUUCAAGUUUACAUGUAUCAACCACCUGGGUUUGUCUCUGAAGAUACGUCAUUCAAGUAUACACUUGAUCUUGUUUCCAAUGCCCACUUGAAUGAAGCGAAUGUUGUUGAUACACCCAUGGAAGUCAAUGUUAAACUUUAUGCACAAGCUGGAGAUCCUCUUCUUAAGCCUCCGAUGUAUCGCAAACUCGUCGGCUCUCUCAUCUAUUUUAUUGUGACUCGCCCAGAUAUUGCAUAUGAUGUCCAUGUUGUGAGUCAAUUUGUUUCAAAUCCUCGACGACUACAUUUAUCAGCAGUUAAUCGAAUUUUACGCUAUGUUCGAGGUACUUCCAUUCGUGGAUUAUUCUUUGACUCCACAUCCUCUUUAGAUCUCAGUGCAUAUGCAGAUGCCGAUUGGGCUAGUGAUCCAGAUACUUGCCGUUUUACUACAGGAUAUUGUGUGUUUCUUGGGUCAUCAUUAAUUUCAUGGAAGAGCAAGAAACAUGACAUUGUUUCCAAGUGA